Arachis stenosperma is the source of this 2913-nucleotide messenger RNA. RefSeq lists its product as uncharacterized. Lineage: Eukaryota; Viridiplantae; Streptophyta; Magnoliopsida; Fabales; Fabaceae. The record is from RefSeq and is a predicted model, not a curated record. Gene Ontology annotation, molecular function: transcription corepressor activity. Gene Ontology annotation, cellular component: nucleus. The transcript is spliced from 3 exons. Bases 86 to 2668 code for a protein of 860 amino acids.
AAACAAGAGUCUCUUCUUUUUCUUCAUUCGUUCCCUCUUUUCUCUUCCUUCAUUCUCAUAUGCCCCGCGAAUUCACUCUCACCAGAUGGAGUCAGUUCACCAGGAUUAUGAUCAUUUGGUAGAGCAUACCUCCGAUAGUCCUCCGAGUUCUCCAGAUAUAAAUGACAUAGUUGGAGCCCCGCAAAUGAAUCCGCAAGUCAGUCUUGAACACCAGGUGGACGUUCCUUCCUUGAAAGAAUAUGAACAGCUUCAACUUCAAAUAAAUCCUGCUGAUUCAGAAGCUGUGCAUGAUAAUUCACUUCAUUUUGCUAUUGGUUUAACCAUCCCAACCAUGUGGGUGCCUAAGGAAGUGGAUAAUGGUUUUGAAGGGCUGCGUCUGUGGCAUAGUCAAGAGAAUGACUUGAAGAAGAAAAACAGUAUACUAGAUCAUGGAAUAGAAUCCAAACCAGCCACUUUUGUCAACAAGGGAGGUCAAUUGGAUGAAAGCCAACAUUACAUGAUGGUCCCUGGAACAUUGAGUAACGCCUGGAGUGAUUCUGAUGUUAAGAGUUUUGUCCUUAGUUUAUUUAUUUUUGGGAAGAAUUUUAUACAGAUACAAAAGUUCUUGGAGAACAAAGGCAUGGGAGAUAUACUAUCAUUUUACUAUGGCAAGUUUUAUAAGUCUGAAGAAUACCGUAGAUGGACUUCCUGCAAGAACAAGAAAGGAAGAAAAUGUAUGCAAGGACGGAAAUUUUUUAAUGGAUGGAGGCAACAUGAACUAAUGUCUCGCUUGCUUCCUCAGGUCUCAGAGGAAUUUCGAGAAAGCUUGCAACAGGUUUCUAAGUCAUAUAUUGAGGGGAGAACUUCUCUAGAAGAAUAUGUAUCAUCUUUGAAAUCUACCGUGGGACUUGGCAUGCUUGUGGAAGCUGUAGGCAUUGGCAAGGGGAAGGAAGACCUUACAAGGCUUUCUACGGAACCUGGGAGGAACAGCCAUGAGUUUUCAGUACCAAACAGCAAAGCUUGGUCUUCUCUUGAACCCAAUGAUAUAAUAAAGUUUUUGACCGGAGGAUUCCGACUGAGCAAAGCGAAAAGUAAUGAUCUUUUCUGGGAAGCUGUUUGGCCCCGCUUACUGGCAAGAGGCUGGCACUCUGAGCAACCGAAUAGUCAAGGAUACAUCUGCUCUAAAGAGUUUUUAGUUUUUCUCAUCCCUGGUAUUAAGAAAUUUUCGAGGAGAAAACUUGUGAAAGGUGAUCAUUACUUUGAUUCUGUCAGUGAUGUGUUGAACAAAGUUGUAGCUGAGCCGAAUCUUCUUGAGCUUGAAGGCGAAGAAGCUAAAGUUGAUAGCUGCAAUGAUGAAGAGACUGAAAAGGGAUUGACUGAGGAUUCUCAAUCGGAUGGUCAUCGCCACUGUUACCUCAAACCUCGUGCUUCUAUCAAUAAUACCAAUCCUAUGAAGUUUACAGUUAUUGGUACCAGUUUGUUGCAUGGCAGGAAGUCAUCUGAAUCUAGGGAUUUGAGGUCUAUACCUGGUAAACCAUUGGGAAAAAUUGAGGUAAAUUCUGCUGGCAUAACAUGUAAUAAAGAGGACAAAGAUAUCAAAAAGGCUAACCCCAUUAAGGGUGACCUUGACAACAAAAAGUUUGCAAUAUUCACCGUUGUUGAUACUAGUUUUCCUUGUGAAAGAAAUUUAUCAAAGGUGAGAGAAUUAAGAUAUCCACUAGCUAAACUGGAAGAAGCUUCGAAGAUAAUUGGAAUUAAAAGAGAAAGUGAUGGGAGUUCCUCAGAUGACAAAUCUUCAAGCAAGAUAGAAGCUACUAUGGUUGUAUGUGGGAAAAAGAAUAAGAAGAAUUUUCUGAAAGGCACGCACGAUAGAGAUGCUGCUAAACCGAAAGCACAUGGUUGUAAAGCAGAUGGUAAUGCAAACAAGGUGGAUAAGAAAUGUGAAAAUCCGAGGACAUGUUUGCCUACCAUAAAACAUCAAUUCUGUCGGAGAGCGAGAUCAAAUCUUGCAGCUCAUCCCACCAAACGGCGAAGACUAACUGCUUGUGUUAAAUCUGAAACAAACCGCAUGCUUGAGAAGUCAGGGAGCUUUAGAUCAGAAAAACCCGGAGUCUCCCAGUCAUCCUGUUUUCCAGAUGCCAACAAGAAUGCUGGCAAUCCAAUUGGACAUGAGAAGAAUGUAAGUUCGAUUUCUCCUUCAGCUGAAGGAAGUGCUAAUGGAGAAAGCUUCCGAAAUAGAUUCCUCGUUGACAAGGUCAUUUCUUGUGAUAAAGUUGAGAAAUGUGAAUCAAAGCCACCGCUCACUUUAGAUGCAUCUCAUGUUCGGCCGAAGUUUGAAGAUGGUGAAAUAAUUGCAACUGCAGGGCACAAGGAGCAACUGCAACUGCAAAAGCAAAAUGAUAUGAUUCCUGAAGAGCAGGAAAGACCCUCGGGUGAUGUUGAGAAGCCUCAAAGCCAUGAUUCUUUGGAUCAGCAGCCUGACAUAAAUCCCAGGAGACAAAGUACUAGAAACCGGCCAUUGACUGUUCGAGCGUUGGAAUCCAUAGCAAAUGAGUUCUUGCAUUCUAAGAAGAGGCAGAAAAAGAAAGGCCCCCAAGAAACACGGAAAGAUCCAUUGAGUACUUGCUACAGGGAUCUUACCGGAGACCAAACAAUGUUGCAUCAUCAGUGUUCAAGUCCAAGAAAAUAAAUUGUAAUGACAUUUUGACAUGCCGUCUCUUUACUAGGAAUUUCUUUAGCCACCAAUUGUAGUGACGUUUUGAAUUAUGGAAACUAUGUCGUGAACAAUCUCUCACAAAUGCUUAAGCUUUUUGAAAGAGAGUGUUUUAUGACAGAGUAUUGAUACUUCUUGUAUCUUCACUGCUGCAGAAGUGAUUAGAAAUACUGUACAGUGUUUUUUAUAUGACAAAUUUGAUAAGAUAAUGGUCUUGUAAU